AUGGCUCGUGUGAACGAGUUCACGCCGCUGUUGGUCGAUGACGCCCAGUUCAGCCCUCCCACGCGCCGUCGCAGCGUGUGGCAAUAUGUGUUAGCGGGAACGCUGGGUCUCGGCGUCUUGAGCCUGUUCCAGCAGCGGAAUUCUCCCCCCAUCGACGUCGCGGACGUCAUUGUCUCCUUCGACGAGACUUUGACCUCAGACGACGCCGACGAAAUGGCAUUCCGAGCCAGUAUGGAGACGUUCAAGGACCAGACCGAAGAUCCUUGUGUGGAUUUCUACCAAUACGCCUGCGGGGGGUGGCUGAAAGCUCACGAAAUUCCUGCAGACCGUCCGGGCAUCGACUCGUCCUUCUACGUCGUCUCGGAGAGCAACAAGGACACUAUUCGGAAGAUUUUUGACCAGAAUCCGCCGCAAAUUGGGCAAUUGUACCAUUCCUGUCUUAAUGACCAGGACGUGGACACUACUGCGGUGGGUUUUAUCGCUGAACUCAUUGAAAACGUCCACCGAGCCAAUUCCACACUUCAAUUACUGGAGUUGGCGGGUGAAAUGGACCAAUCUCUUGGGAUCAGCACGUUCUUCAGUGUGUCCGUGGGUGCAGACCCGGAGGAUCCAGCCACUAAUGUCCUACAACUAGCUCAAGGAGGACUCACUCUACCGUCAAGGGAAUAUUACUUGGAAGAGAGCAAAGUGGACGCUUUCGCGGCACUGUACGUGGACUAUGUGACCAAAUUAUUCGCAGUCGGAGGUCUAGAGAACCACAAUGUUAGUGAGUACGCCGAGGCUGUACUGGAGACAGAGACAGCGUUCGCCAACAUCUCGCUACCCAAUGCGGCGUUGAGGGACCCGUGGACGACCAAUACAGCGUACCCAUUCGCUGAAAUCGCUACGAGAUACCCGUUCUUGAUGGCGUAUCUCAAUGGAAUCUACAAGCUGGAGCCGUUCCCCAUGCUCUAUGCCAUCAUCGCCACGCCAAGUUUCUUCGAGGUGCAGAAUGAACUGCUGAGCGAUGACUCGCUGUUACCGCAGCUGAAAAACUACGUGAGUUUCCACCUGAUCGACUCGUUCGGAGCCGUUCUAGGGGAAUAUUUCCGUCGUGCGAGUCAUGAAUUUCAUGGCAAAAUUCAAGGCGCUGGAGCUCUCCUUCCUCGAGAUCAGUUCUGUGAGCGUCUGACGACGACGUUUUUGGGCGAUGAGCUGGGGAAAUAUUACAUGCAAGAGGUGUUUGGACCCGACGCGAAAGCUGCAGCACAAGCUCUGGUGACGGAGAUCGAGGAGUCAUUGAAGGCGCUGCUAUUGACCGAGUCGUGGCUGGAUAAAGUCACGUACGACGCAGCUGUGGACAAGCUGAACAAGGUCAAGAAUUACAUUGGAGGCCCCGACGAUGUCCCGCCGCUACCGUUUGAGCUGCAAGCCGACGCGUUCUUUAACAACGUCAAGAGUUUGAUGCAACUCAGUGCAGCAGCGACCAUUGAAGCUGUGGGCAAGCCAGUGGAUGAACAGGCCUGGGAUAUGUUCCCGUCGACAGUCAACGCGUACUACGACCCGAGUGCGAACAAGAUGGUGUUUCCUGCUGCCAUCUUACAGCCUCCGUUCUACAGUCCUGAGCACUUCCCGGCAGCUGCAAACUUUGCUCGUAUCGGAAUGGUGAUGGGCCACGAACUCUCGCACGGAUUCGACGACCAGGGACGCAAUUACGAUGGCAACGGAGCGCUUCGCUCCUGGUGGACGCCGUCAAUUUCUGCCGAAUUCGCAGAGAAGACGCAGUGUUUGGCAGCUCAGUACUCGUCGUUCCCUGUGGUCUCAACUGAAGACGGACGUGUGCUUGGUACUGUGAAUGGAAACCUGACACUAAGCGAGAAUAUCGCUGACAAUGGAGGCAUCCACCUCGCGUACGAAGCCUAUCAACUUUGGAAAAAUACAUUUGCGACGCCUCCGGUCGUACCUCCGCACGAGACUCCAGCGCCUCCGGUAGAACCGCCAGUGCCGCAACUGACCGCCCCCCCUCCAGUCCUUCCUGUCCCUGAAGCACCUGAGCCGGCGCAGACCGAACCAAGUGGAGAGAUCCCUGUACCUACUUCACCGCAGCCAACGGAUGUCGAACCGGGACAAGUGAUUCCUGACGAGAACUCACCCGCUCCGCAGCUGCCGUAUCCAGAGCAAACGCCUGCCCCGACGGAGACACAACCAGCUACGGAAGCUCCAGUUGUGACUGCACCUCCACCGACAGUGCCUACUCCCCACAAUGUCCCUGAUACGCCACCCGUUGUGCCUGAUGUGCCGCACACUCCGACGCCUCCUAAUGUACCUGACAUCCCGACGCCACCCGUUGUGCCUGAUGUGCCGCACACUCCGACGCCUCCUAAUGUACCUGACAUCCCGACGCCACCCGUUGUGCCUGAUGUGCCGCACACUCCGACGCCUCCUAAUGUAUAUGACAUCCCGACGCCGCCCGUUGUGCCUGAUGUGCCGCACACUCCGACGCCUCCUAAUGUACCUGACAUCCCGACGCCACCCGUUGUGCCUGAUGUGCCGCACACUCCGACGCCUCCUAAUGUACCUGACAUCCCGACGCCGCCCGUUGUGCCUGAUGUGCCGCACACUCCGACGCCUCCUAAUGUGCCUGACAUCCCGACGCCGCCCGUACCGACACAACCGCCUGCAGUUGUGCCACCGCCACAGCCGAAGCCGAGUGAUGCAACCCCUGACGAGACCUCAAAGCACAAGCACACGGAGGAAAAAGAGGAGCAGAAGCAUAAACAUUCAGAAAGUGACUCUGAAAAAGACAAGAAACAUGACAAAUCGGAGUCGAAAGAGGACGAGGCGAAGCACUCAACUGGCGAACCUAACCAAGACAAACAUGACAAAGACGGGAAUUUGAAGAAAGAGCAUGAAAAAACUGGCAAAGAGGGCACGAAGAAGGAGCGACAUCGUGAAGACUCGGAGAGUGAGGACGAAUCUGAUGGCCAUCAUGACAAGAAGCACCGUCCCGAGGACGACAGUGAUCAAGGUGGUAAGCACUAUCACGAAAAGCACAAAAGCGAGGGUAAACCCGGUCAUGGUGCACACGAAGACGAGCAUGAACGACAUCAAGAUCGUCACCGUCGCGACGAAGAAGCGGAGGACAGAGGAAGUCAUGGAGAGAAGCACCAUGGUCAUAAAGAUGAUCGUGACUGUCGUUGCGGCAAGCAUCAGCGCCACUGGGAUGAAGAUGAGGAGGAAAGUGAGCACCACAAGCACGAAAAGAAGACUGGACAUCAUAGAGAAGAACGAGAAGAACGUUGGGAGGAAUGCGAUUGUGGACGAGAGAAGCACGAGCGACACCGCCACCAGCACAAACAUCACGGGGACAAGGACUGGGAGCUCUUACAAAGCAAGUAUCCGUUUUCAAGCGGCGACGCGAGGCUCCACACUAUGGUCCAGAAGCUAGCUCGUGCUAUGGUGCAGUCAAGUGACCCCGUGGCCGAUGAUCAGCUGUUCUUUACGGCUUUUGCCCAGAAUUGGUGCGAGAAGCGCUCACCUGGCUACGCAGAGCUGCUGCGAACGAUCGACCCUCAUUCGCCUGGGAAGUGGCGUGUGAACGGCCCACUGAUGAACUACGACAAGUUUGCCAAGGCGUUCUCGUGCCCUGUGGGGACCCCCAUGAACCCCGAGAAGAAGUGCGUCAUUUGGUAA
Phytophthora infestans T30-4 is the source of this 3672-nucleotide messenger RNA. Its product is annotated as endothelin-converting enzyme 1, metalloprotease family M13, putative. Lineage: Eukaryota; Oomycota; Peronosporomycetes; Peronosporales; Peronosporaceae. The transcript has a single exon. Gene Ontology annotation, molecular function: metalloendopeptidase activity. Gene Ontology annotation, cellular component: plasma membrane. The coding region runs from base 1 to 3672 and encodes 1223 amino acids. The record is from RefSeq and is a predicted model, not a curated record. Gene Ontology annotation, biological process: protein processing.